Molecule: messenger RNA, 1296 nt
Organism: Cylicocyclus nassatus
Lineage: Eukaryota; Metazoa; Nematoda; Chromadorea; Rhabditida; Strongylidae
Source: the annotation of a GenBank genome assembly
AUGGCUGCGCUUACCAUGCAAUCAUAUCUUGUAAAUGAUCUGUUCUCCCUAAUAGGGAUUAUUACUAGUACAUUUUCAACAACAUUUGCUUGUACUCUUGCUAUAUCAACAGAACUAACAACUACUUCGUCUUCUACUCCUACAUUCCCAACAUCGACAACGACUACUACAUUCUCAACAUCGACGACAACUUCUGCUUCCACUCCUACAACGACGACAUCGGAUGAUAUGGGCCAGAAAACUGUGCCACCACAAGUCCCAAGUACUUCCUCAGAAACAACUACGACGUCUGCUUCUAGUGUUACCUCGACCACACCGCAUGAUAUGGACCAAAAAACAGUGCCACCAAAACUCUCGAGUACUUCAACAGGAUCAACCACAAAGUCUGCAUCUACUCCCACAUCGACAACCCCGCAUGAUAUGGAUCAGAAAACAGUGCCACCAAGAAUUUCAAGUACUUCAACAGAAUCAACAACAACUUCUGCUUCCACUUCCACUUCAACGACACCUCAUGAUAUGGAGCAGAAAACAGUGCCACCAAGAAUUUCAAGUACUUCAGCAGAAUCAACAACGAGGUCUACUUCUACUCGCAGUUCGACAACACCACAUGAUAUGGGCCAGCAUACCAGAGUGCAACCACCAUCGCUGCGUACUUCGACUUCUACCGAUUCCACAACAACGUCGAUAUCUACACCCAGUUCAACAACACAGGAUGAUAUGGGCCAGCGAACAAAGGUUCAACCACCAUGGUCGCGUACAUCGACAUCUGCAGAUUCAACGACGUCGGUUCCUACUUCUACGACAAGGGGUAAAGAUCCAAGCUUAUGCACUGAGGAAAGUGCUUUCUAUGCCGGAGCGCUGUAUUAUUUGGGGCGGUUCAAGUGCAAAUUUGGCCCGAUCGGAGAGCUAUACGACUCGCUUGAUGAGUGUCUAAUGAAGUGUCAAGAAAGAACUCCGACAACGCCUGAAGCAACAACACCAGUGCCAGAAUUAACGACACCAUUGAAGCCAGAAUCAACCACAACAAAAUUCCGGUCACCAAAAUGUUUCUUGACGGUAAAGGAAAGAAUAAUGAGAGGAUGUACUGGCAAGAUACACUAUAAUUUAACAAGCAACAAGUGCGAAGAGGUCCCGUACGGUUGCUUCGAUAUUUCAAGGUCUUGUGAAACAGCAUGCGUUCUAUUUAAGGAUGUUCCGCAAGGUCCUUUCCAGACACGCACACCAGGUACAUCGACCACAUCUACAACUGUUCCACAGGUAACAACAUCGAGUCCUCCUACGACGAUGAGAGGUUAG